Molecule: messenger RNA, 507 nt
Organism: Rhodotorula graminis WP1
Lineage: Eukaryota; Fungi; Basidiomycota; Microbotryomycetes; Sporidiobolales; Sporidiobolaceae
Exons: 4
Coding region: 1-507 (168 amino acids)
Biological process (GO): mitochondrial respiratory chain complex III assembly
Source: RefSeq, a predicted model, not a curated record
AUGCCGAUCACCUUGACGCCCGCGCAGUGCGCACGAGCUGCUUCAGCCUACCGUGCCCUCAUCCGCUCUCAGCGUCUGACGUUCAAGGGCGACGCGCUCGCGCUCCAAGCCGCCCACGAGCAGACCCGGGUCCUCUUCAACCGCUUCAUCCCCUCGUCCUCGGCCUCGGUGUCGCCGUUCCAGCCGCGCGACACGAUCCUCCCUCCACCAGAGCUCGCGCCCAAGAGCGACUUGACGCCCGAGGUCGUCGACGAGCACAUCCAGGGCGCGUUCGAGAUCGCGGCCUUCUUGCGCAAGAACGUCGUGCAGGGCGUGCGCAACGACGAGGGCAACUUUGCCCUGCGCAUCCACGAGGAGACGGAGCGCGGCGACAACGACACGAUCAAGCAGAAGAAGGAGGCGGCGGCGGCAGCGACGGGCGGCGCGAGGCGAAGGCGGCGACGAGGUGCGGCGGACGAGGCCGAGGCGGCGCCGGUCGGGUGCUGCGGUGGCGCAGGGGCGGCAUAG